This is a messenger RNA of Stereum hirsutum FP-91666 SS1, 999 nucleotides long. RefSeq names its product Thi4-domain-containing protein. NCBI's taxonomy places the organism in Eukaryota, Fungi, Basidiomycota, Agaricomycetes, Russulales, Stereaceae. Bases 1 to 999 code for a protein of 332 amino acids. The transcript has 4 exons. The record is from RefSeq and is a predicted model, not a curated record. Gene Ontology annotation, biological process: thiamine biosynthetic process.
AUGGCUCCUCCCGUUGCGACCGAGACCUCCACGUACGAUGAUACUCCCUCUUCUGUGCUUCUACAGAAAUCGGAGACCCAGAUGAACGGCGGCAGCAAGACCAACGGUGCAACAGACUAUGACUCUGAGGUCGACGAGAACUGGGAGGGAAAGUACCGCUUCGCGCCCAUCCAGGAAGCACAAGUCUCUCGUGCCAUGAUCAAGAGAUACUUCAACCAAAUGUAUGAGCGCGCCGUGUCGGACGUCGUAGUCGUCGGGGCGGGCAGCGCUGGUCUUUCCUGCGCAUAUCACCUUGGAAAGACUCGGCCAGACUUGAAGAUUACUAUCCUUGAGGCCAACGUCGCACCCGGUGGUGGGGCUUGGCUUGGUGGUCAGCUCAUGACUCCCAUGGUUGUCCGCAAGCCUGCCGACCGCUUCCUUACGGAGCUCGGUGUCCCCUUCGAAGACGAAGGCUCCUUCGUCGUCGUCCGCCACGCCGCCCUCUUCACCUCUACCAUCCUCUCUCGCGUCCUCAUGAUGCCCAACGUCGUCCUCAUGAACGCCACCGCCGUCGAAGACCUCAUCAUCCGCGAAGACCACACUUCUUCCCCUCGUGUUUCCGGCGUCGUCACCAACUGGACUUUGGUGGCUCUCAACCACGACACCCAGAGCUGCAUGGACCCUAACACGAUCACGGCUCCGGUGAUCGUGACGGCGACGGGUCAUGAUGGGCCUAUGGGUGCGUUUUCGGCGAAGCGGUUGGUUACGACGGGAUUGUUGAAGGAGUUGGGGAAUAUGAGAGGGCUGGAUAUGAAUAAGGCGGAGCCGGCGAUUGUGAAUGGGACGAGGGAGGUCGUCAGUGGACUCGUUAUGACCGGGAUGGAGCUGUCCGAGUUCGAUGGUAGCGCCAGGAUGGGUCCUACGUUCGGUGCGAUGAUGGCUAGUGGUGUCAAGGCCGCUAAGGAGGCCAUGCGCAUUUUUGACAGUCACAAGAUCGUUGAUGGAAGGGUCGUUGGAUGA